Messenger RNA from Myzus persicae (green peach aphid), 722 nucleotides. Its product is annotated as 52 kDa repressor of the inhibitor of the protein kinase-like. Gene Ontology annotation, molecular function: protein dimerization activity. The record is from RefSeq and is a predicted model, not a curated record. Bases 120 to 722 code for a protein of 200 amino acids. The transcript has a single exon. NCBI's taxonomy places the organism in Eukaryota, Metazoa, Arthropoda, Insecta, Hemiptera, Aphididae.
AUCAAGUUUCCGAUGUAAUUUCUGUGUUUCAAUCCAUAAGAGAAAACGUUGAUUUAAAAUUUAACAAUAUUUAUAAAGAAGCCAAAGAUAUUGCUGAAAAGUUAAAUAUUGAACCAAAAAUGCCUCGUAUUUGUAGCAGUCAAAGAAAUAGAAGCAAUGUACCAUCUAACAACAUUGAAGAAUAUUACAAAAAAUCUAUUUUUAUACCGUACUUGGACGAUUUGAUGAUGGCAUUAAAUGAACGAUUUAUACCUCACAAUGAAACUAUAACUUCAUUACAAUAUGUCUUACCAAGUAUUGUAGUUGAAAAACCAUUUUCUUAUUUAAAAAAAGCUGUUGAAUUUUAUGAAAAUGAUUUACCGGGGCUAAAUGACGUUAUAGAAGCAGAGUACGAAAUUUGGCAAGCUAAGUGGAAGAAUAUUGAAGACAACUUAAGGCCCACAACUGCUAUAGAGGCUUUGAGUGUCUGUGAUAAUUUAAUGUAUCCAAACAUGUAUGAAUUAAUAAAAAUACUAGCUAUAAUACCAGUAUCAACCGCUACAGCUGAGCGCAGCUUUUCGACGUUGAGAAGACUCAAAACGUAUUUAAGAAAUACAACUUCAGAAUCCAGACUAGUGGGACUUGCCCUUUUAGCUAUUCAUAGAGACAUUGACAUACCAGAUGAAAUUUUAUUAGAUAAAUUUGCUAACAGUGGCAAAGAAAGAAAUUUAAAUUUGAUUUGA